Paraglomus occultum is the source of this 892-nucleotide messenger RNA. The record is from the annotation of a GenBank genome assembly. Lineage: Eukaryota; Fungi; Glomeromycota; Glomeromycetes; Paraglomerales; Paraglomeraceae.
AUGGCUAGUCCACAUGGAGAUGGCGUGCAAGAAUGUAUCGUUGAGUUUGAAACGUCCGAAGCUGCCGUAACGGCUCUGCAUUUAACAGGCGUAGAGCUCGGCGAUCGUACGUUGGUUGUCUCUUCAACAACUGCCCCGUCAAAUUUGAACGACUAUUCUCAGCCCACACACCCAAUCCUUCUCACUACUCGCCCCCAAGUUCAGCGCACCGCGUUGCCUGCUACUCCAAAAACUCUUCCUGUCGCUCCCCUUCCCUCAAUCUCGGCAACGUCACUAGCAGCAAUUCGUGCCAAUCCAGCAAUCUCUCCCACAGUUGCCCAAUUCGAUCCGGCAAAAGCAGAAGAGAUUUCGAGAACAGUGUACAUUGGAAAUAUCAAUUCAUCGAUUUCUGAACCAGAAUUGACAGAGUUCUUUUCAACUUGUGGACCAGUAGCAUACGUUAAGAUGGCUGGAGAUCCUGCACAGCCAACUAGGUUUGCGUUUUUGGAAUUUGCAACCUUUGAAGGCGCACAGGCUGCUAUGCAGAUGAAUGGAGUCAUGUUGGGUGAUCGUCCACUAAAAGUAAACCAUUCAAAAAACGCGAUAAAUAAAACGCCCAAGAAAACUGAUGCUCCAGACGUGCAAGCGACUAUGCGUCGCGUUCGCGAAGCACAAAUGCGUAUUGCUAGUCGGCUCAACACUAAUGAAUCGCUUUCUGAUAAAAGUCCACAUAGUUCUACAAGCCGCGAAGAUAUAAUUAUGCGAGACGCUGUACAAUCCCCGACCCCAGAUGAAUCGCGGACUAGAAGGAGUCGAUCACGAUCUAGGAGUGGAUCGAGGUCUGCCAGCAUGAACAGAGCGCGGAAGAGAAGAUCAAGAACGCCAUCAUCGUUGUCACCAUCUAGGGAUAGAG